AAGAAACAAACGUUACCUUAAUUCCUAGUAACUGCAAAAUGUAUAGAAUCGUCGGCAUCGAUAGCAAUUAUGUUAGUUCGCAGAAGUAUGAGCGGUGCUCUUCAAAUUACAAGUUCUGGAGUAUUGUAUGAAUGGCAUGUGUGCUCGGUCAAACAAUUCCUUGGAAAGGCCUUUCAUGAAACAUUAUUCAAUAACCAACACAUACAUUUAUGAGUGUUUACGCGUGCAUCGAACCGGAACGCACUACACUCCAGAAGACGGUCGGCCCUGACACAUCCAGCUCCCGGCGCGACCUUCACCCACAUAGUGUGCAAGGACAGUAGUCCUGGUGCACCAGUGACCUUGAGACGCGGCCGACGCCUCAUAAUGAUGACGAAGUGUUAUUGCACUCGUUCAUUAUGACAAUAUAACUCACGCUGAAUUCCCUCACUAAUUGCUGAUGGUUAUAUGAGACAAGAAAGUCUAGCUUUACUACAUACUUACACCAUGUAAUUCGACAACCUAAUCAUUGAGGGAAGGAGACGCCAUCAUUCAGAGAGCUAGAGCCUGUACUAUGUCGGAGCCGUGUAGCAUGUACCUGUGAUAUCCAAGUCCAAUUCACUGAAACUAUUACAGUCUCAUAAAAUAGGACUGAAAUAUUCUUGAUGAGGCGGGCGUUUUACCCUCAUUAUGGAACAUUGUGGCUGAAGAAAAUAAAUUACUGUAUUGUUUUAACUUUUAAUUUUGCGCUUUUAUACGAAGUCGCGACAGCUAGUGGAACUCCACGCGGUUUCGACCCCGUCCCGAGGGAUUUACUUUAUGUAUUUUAUGUUGUCCUGGGGUAGCUUCUACCCGUAGUUACGAACAGGAAGAAAUAAUUAUUCAAAGGAGAUUGGGCAUUUCUGGGUUAUCGGCAGCCGGUCAUAAAUUUUUUAUCAAACGAUAGCUCUAUUAAUUAGGAAUAACUUUUACUAUGGGCGUUAUCCUAUGGAACUUUUAGGGAAAGAGAUAUUCACAUAUUUGUGCAUCAGAAAAUAUGAGCGAAGACAUUCAUCAUUCGCAGUUUUUGAUGUUUUCUUAAUCCUGAAUUUAAAAUGCUUUUAAUCCCCUGUUCAGAUAUGGAAUUGUUAGUUCAUUAAAUUCGGAGCGUAUUGCAGGCAAACAAAUAGACAAUCAAAUCUUUUCUCUAUAUAUAUUAGUACAGGCAAUUCAUUUAUGCCAAAUAAUUCCUAGCGUCCAGAAAGAGACUGGCGCCGCCAGUGGUUUGAACGUCCACUGAUUCAUCUAUCAGUCAUCCGCGUGUCGAAGCGUCCAGUGGUCAACAGACGGACCGGGGACAGAGUGCUCAGCUUAAAGGAUGCUAUUAUUCAAAGCUUUGUUAGAUCUUGCCUUGGCCCACUUUAUCGUCUAAAACGUCGGUCUACAUUCAACGUCUUCGCAGUAAUUGCAGAUAUUACCGAAGUCGUGAAAUGUGGACACACGCGGACAUCCUGUUUAUUGAGUCCGACAAACGUCAUACACGGAUGUUGUUAUAUUUAUUUUACUUUAAAGAAACUUGCAGAGACAGGAAAAAACAGCAAAGUGGAAUCCUAACUUAAGCGAAACUGGCAGAUAAUACCUAGUCUGAUGAAACCGAUCACCUACUUCAAAAUGAUGACGCAGCUUUGAAUGUGAUUUGUAUAUUUGCUUCUAAUAGUUGUAGUAAUCAAAACUAUGAAAUAAAGGUGUUUUUAAAUAAAUAAAAUGAAAUGAACGUGUUUUAAAUCAUAGGCCUUCGUGAGUUUGUGAGUAAACAAAGUGUUGGGGAAUCCUACCGAUAUUCACGAUAGCACCUCGCCUUGGUUAUCAGUGACUGAUAAGCCGGCUAAAAACUCCCACGGCUGAUCAGUCAUCUGUGUUAUCAGUAGUGAUUCAGGCUACACAGUUAACGUUGGUCGUAGAUAACUUGGCCGCGUGCUAUCUCCGCGCAACUCGACUACAAUAUGGAUGUUCCCUUGUGUGGAUCAUAAGAAUUAGACAAAGAAAGAGACUCAUUAUGAAUUCUAAAUAUCGACAGCCAAAAUAAAAAUGCAAUAAGGAAAAUCUUUACACCUGAGUCAUUGUCGAAUUAUUUGCAUUUCUUAUCGAUUACACAAUCAAGGAAUUGAUAGUGUUGACUUAAGUUAUCGGCAUGAAUAUAAAAUAAAUACCUACUUUUAGUAUUUUGUUUGCUGUAAAGCAAGUGAGUCACGUGAUAAGAUAAGCCAUAGUUACACAGAGCUCGUGCAGCUCAGCUGAGGUGUCCACCGCCAGUACUCAGCUGUUAUCAGGCACGCAACCACACCACUGACACACAUUACGUCAAGUUCCGAAUAACUUAUAAUCCAGUAGUUAUAGUGUCAAAAAAUAAAACUGUGCAUAGUAAAGUUUAGCUUGAUGACGUAGGGUCUGUGCCACAGCUGCUACUAUAAGACAUGAAGAGGUACACCCCCGCGGUAGUGUUGUGUGCGCUGGCGCAGCUGUGCGCAUGCGCGCGGGUGCUGGUGGUAUUCCCCGUGGCCAGUCGCAGCCACACGCUGCUCGGAGACCACCUCGUCAACACUCUGCUCAAUGGAGGACAUAAUGUGACGUACAUAACGACAUUUACUAGAGUGAAGGCUGCGGAGCGGCUCGCGGUGCUCGACAUUAGCUCUGUCACCGAACAUGAAACGGAACAGGACAGCGUCUCCUGGGUGUCCGAGCUGCCGUGGCUGCCGUCCGCGCGCGUGCUGCAGGCGGGCGCGCGCACGGCACAGCGCGCGCUGCGCCACCCGCGCGUGCAGGCGCUGUUGGCCGACCCCGCGCACCAGUACGACCUCGUGCUCGCCGAGUGGUACUACAGCGGACUGCUGGCGCCGCUAGCCGCUGUGUUCGAGUGUCCGCUGGUGUGGUACAGCGCGGUGGACGCGUGCUGGCUGAACGUGCAGCUGGUGCACGAGCCCACCAGCCCCACGUACUUCGUGGACCCCAUGGCCCGCUCCCUGCCCGCCAUGCCGCCCAGCGUGCCCGACCGCCUGUACAGGAUCGCGAGACAGGCGUAUCUCUCCGCCUGGGUAUACUACAUGACGCAGUAUGUGGAGGCCCCCGCGUACUACGAGGUGUACCAGCUGGGUAUGGAGCGGCGCGGGCGCUCGCCGCCGGCGUACGAGGAGGCGGUGCGCGGCGCCGCGCUGCUGCUGCUCAACUCGCAGCCGCUGCUGGGCCAGGCCGCGCCGCUGCCGCACAGCGCCAAGUACGUCGGCACUCAUCAUCUAGAAGGAGCCCAGGUCGCGCUGCCUAAGAAGUUACAAGCUAUAGUGGAGGAUGCUCAGCACGGCGUGAUCUACGUGAACCUGGGCGGGUCAGUGAGCGAGCAGCUGCCGCCGGAGACGACGCAGGAGCUGCUGCGCGUGUUCCGGCAGCUGGAGCAGACCGUGGUGUGGCGCCACCGCGGGCAGCUCCGCCACGUGCCCGGGAAUGUGCACCUGCUGGAGCGAGUGCCGCAUCUCGCUCUACUCAGUCACCCAAAGACCGUAAUGCUGAUCAGUCAUGGCGGCUUCCUGGCGUACAUGGAGGCGAUGUACCACGGCGUGCCACUCAUCGGGCUGCCUCUCAAGGAAGACCAGUUCCUCACCAUGGACCUGGUGGUAUCCAGGGGGCGAGGACUCCGGGUGCCGCUGUCCGACAUGAUCGGGUACCGGCUCAAGGAGGCGGUCAAUGAAAUACUCAGUAAUUACAGCUACCGGGGCAACGUGAAGGCGGUGUCACAAAUACUGCAGAGGCCGCUGGUGCCCGCGAGCCAGGAGCUGCUGUACUGGGUGGAGCUGGUAGUGCGUAGCGAGGGCGCGCCGCACCUGCGCUCGCCCGCGCUGCGCCUCACGCUGGCCGAGCGCUGCCACCUCGACGUGGCCGCUGUGCUCGCCAUGCUGGUCUGGUUCCUCACCAAGGUGGUCAAACUCCUGAAGGUGUACUGGGAUGAUUACGGCACGGAUUGUGACGCUCUCACCGACAAGAAGAUUGAAUAACUAGUGUUUCUUAGAAAUGUGUGCGUGAAGUGUCGAGAGGGGGUUACUUGCGGUGCUUUAAGAUGACACUAAAGAUAACCACGCAAUAUUGAGCGACAGAUUUCGACGUAAUGUUGCAACUCAUCAUAUGUAGACUUAAUAAAUUAUUGAUUUGAA
Messenger RNA from Helicoverpa zea (corn earworm), 4157 nucleotides. It is a transcript of the gene UGT48C1, whose product is annotated as UDP-glucosyltransferase 2-like. The transcript has 8 exons. The record is from RefSeq and is a predicted model, not a curated record. Gene Ontology annotation, molecular function: UDP-glycosyltransferase activity. Bases 2433 to 4001 code for a protein of 522 amino acids. NCBI's taxonomy places the organism in Eukaryota, Metazoa, Arthropoda, Insecta, Lepidoptera, Noctuidae.